CGUGGAGCCGGAUUUAAUAUCUAGCAAAUUCUUGCAAUUUUCUUUUCACCAGUACAGAUUUCGACUUUAUUUGUAAGAUGAAAGAAGCAGUACCAAAAGGCGAGACGGUGCUGCUGCAUUUCGCACGCGACAAAUUUGUCGCGGUAUUCGGUCGCAGCCCUGUUGCCGCUGCAGCCGCGCCCAGUCGCGUCAACCUCAUCGGUGAUCACAUCGACUAUUGCGAGGGAUUCGUAUUGCCUGUGGCUCUACCCUUCCUGACGGUUAUAGCAGGUGGAUACAAUAACACCGGGCAAUGUAACGUGAUGUCAGUGCUGGAAAAUGGAGAUGAGGUGAAGACAAGUUUCCCUGCGACAACACACACGACGCAGUUGAAGCCAGGGGAACCUGCCUGGGCUAACUAUAUUAAGGGUGUCCUCGCUAAUUUCCCAAGUGAGGUAAAUGGUUUCGACGCAGUAAUUGUGGCAGAUGUGCCGAUGGGGGCUGGUUUAUCCAGCAGCGCCUCAAUCGAGGUCGCCAUGUUCACUUUCCUGGAAGCCCUUACCGGCAAGCAUUUCGACCCUGUGACCAAGGCGAAGCUGUGUCAGAAAGCAGAACACGAGUUCCCCGGCAUGCCAUGCGGAAUUAUGGACCAGUACAUUUCAGCAAUGGGCCGAAAGGACCAUGCUCUCUUGAUAGACUGCAGAUCUCUAGAAUCCUUCCACAUACCAAUGGACAUUGGAGAGGCGGUGGUCCUGGUGACCAACUCCAAUGUGAAACAUAAACUCACAGGCAGCGAAUAUCCACAGCGACGUGCGCAUUGCGAGGAGGCAACUAAAAUGCUGGGUCUGUCCUCUUUGAGGGACGCUACACCUGGACAUUUAGAAGAACUGGAAAAACUAAAAGCUGACAAGCUAGUUAUCAUGAGAACGAAACAUGUAAUUAAUGAAAUUAGUUGGACCGAAAAAGUUUCAAAGGCUUUGGCUGCACAGGAUUUGGCUCUCGUAGGCGAACUGUUCUAUAAGUCGCACGACUCGCUGAGCAAGUUGAUGGAGGUGUCAUGUCCUGAGUCGGACCAGAUAGUGGAGGUGUUGAAGACGUGCACCGGAGUUUACGGUGCUAGGAUGACUGGCGGGGGAUUCGGCGGGUGCGUCGUGUCUUUGGUAAAUAAAAAACAUGUAGAAGAAGUGAAAAAGAACAUCAUGUCGCACUAUAAAGGUAAUCCAACAUUCUUCAUCUGUCAGCCAAGUGACGGCGCAAGGAUUUUGAAACUAUAAGACAAAAUGUCUUUCGCAAUCCGGAUUGCGAUUAGUCAAUAGUUAUUGUUAGCUUAAAAAAUUGUGUGCAAUUUGAAUUUAUAAAUGUU
Molecule: messenger RNA, 1342 nt
Organism: Hyposmocoma kahamanoa
Lineage: Eukaryota; Metazoa; Arthropoda; Insecta; Lepidoptera; Cosmopterigidae
Product: galactokinase-like
Exons: 9
Coding region: 78-1253 (391 amino acids)
Biological process (GO): carbohydrate phosphorylation; galactose metabolic process
Cellular component (GO): cytosol; cytoplasm
Molecular function (GO): galactokinase activity; ATP binding
Source: RefSeq, a predicted model, not a curated record